Molecule: messenger RNA, 1025 nt
Organism: Ipomoea triloba (trilobed morning glory)
Lineage: Eukaryota; Viridiplantae; Streptophyta; Magnoliopsida; Solanales; Convolvulaceae
Product: floral homeotic protein PMADS 1-like
Exons: 7
Coding region: 107-805 (232 amino acids)
Biological process (GO): positive regulation of transcription by RNA polymerase II
Cellular component (GO): nucleus
Molecular function (GO): protein dimerization activity; RNA polymerase II cis-regulatory region sequence-specific DNA binding; DNA-binding transcription factor activity, RNA polymerase II-specific
Source: RefSeq, a predicted model, not a curated record
AAGCUUCCCUACACGCUUAACAAAAACCUACCACCAUCUCCAUUAGAGAGAGAGAGAUAGAAAGAGAGAGAAAGGGAGAGAUAGAUAGAGCAGUGAAGAUCGAAUAAUGGCUCGAGGGAAGAUCCAGAUCAAGAGAAUCGAAAACCAAACAAACAGGCAAGUGACCUACUCCAAGAGAAGAAAUGGGCUGUUCAAGAAAGCUCAUGAGCUCACUGUCCUCUGCGACGCCAAGGUUUCCAUCAUCAUGAUCUCCACUUCUGGCAAGCUCCAUGAAUACAUCAGCCCCUCUACCUCAACAAAGCAGCUGUUCGAUCAGUACCAGAAGACUGUCGGGGCCGAUCUAUGGAACCACCACUUUGAGAAAAUGCAAGAUCAGCUGAAGAAACUGAGAGAUGUUAACAGGGCUCUACGAAGGGAGAUCAGACAGAGAAUGGGUGAGGGUCUUAACGAUCUGAGCUUUGAACAACUGACAGAGCUCAUAGAAGACGUGGACAAUUCUAUCAAGCUUAUUCGCGAAAGAAAGUAUAAGGUGAUUGGCAAUCAGAUUGAGACUCACAAGAAGAAGGUGAGGAAUGUGGAAGAAAUCCACAGAAAUCUGCUACUGGAAUGUGAGGCAAGGCAGGAAGAUCCAUAUGGCUUGGUUGAUCACGAAGGUGAUUACAAUUCUGUUCUUGGAUUUCCAAAUGGAGGCCCCCGCAUACUCGCGUUGCGCUUGCAACCAGACCACCAUCACCACCACCAUCAUCACGGCCAUCUUCAUAGUGGUGGAGGGUCUGAUCUCACUACGUUUACUUUACUCGAGUAGUACUCAUGAUUUGGUCAUCUUCGAUUUAACAUUUUAUAUGUUAAGCACCAAAGAUUUAAAAUGAACUUGUAUUAGUAAUCUCUCGAGUGUCAUCAAAUAAGACUUGGUUUGGGUAUGUAAAAUCGGAUUGAUGUGGGUCCGGUAUUAUUGUAUAAACCAAAACAAAACUACUUUUAACUACUUUGACAUGUUGAAAUGAAUGCCUGCUUAACUUUAAACA